AUGGAGCCAUUGAACAUCUCAGAAGUCGACCCUGCCUCCCUCAAGGACAAGCAUGCCUUUAUUACCGGAGGUGCUUCAGGUAGGCGCUCGAAGUGGCUCAUCUAAACCAGAUGGUAUUUGCUCAUUCAACGCAUCGCAGGCAUUGGCAAAGCCGUCGCAGAGUCCUGGGCCAAGGAGGGCGCUUUCGUGACCAUUGCCGAUAUCCUCCCCGAGAGCGCCGGGAGCACAGUCGCUGCCAAACUUGGAGCCAAUGUUCAAUAUGUGCUCUGCGACGUCACGGACUGGCAGAGUCAAGUCGCUGCUUUCAAGACCGCCAUUCGUGGAUCCCCGUCCCAGGCUCUGGACAUCGUUGCGACAUUCGCAGGCACCGCUUUUGCGGCAGGAAAUCAAGUCGACCACGUCCUCGCUGCCGGAGAACCCAGCCUGGAUGCUGAGCUUGCCACACCCGACACAAGGAAUCUGGACGUGAACCUGCUCGGCGCCUAUUACAGCUCUUGGCUGGCUCUUUAUUACCUUCGUCUGAAGCCUGCCAACGGCGUACCGGCUCAGCAGCCUGCAUCCAAGUCUUUGAUCUUCGUUUCUUCCAUUGCAGGCUACAUGGACAGUCCCAAAGCCUGCACAUACCCAGCCUCCAAGUUCGGUGUGCGUGGACUCUUCCGCUCCACCAGAGCCCGAACGCUCGACAUCGGCGUGCGUUGCAACCUGCUCGCCCCGUGGUUUGUGGACACACCACUCAUGGCCCCGGUGAAGAAUGCAAUGGCCUGCAGAGGCAUGGAUAUGGCGAGGGUGCUUGGGUUCGCGAGUAUCGAGAGUUGCGUCCAGACGGCGACGUACGCUGCGGCUACGAAUAUUCACGGGCGGGCCUUGGUGAUUCAACCGGAGGGAACGUUCGAUCUGAAGGACAAUGUGGAAGACGGCUGGGCGGGAGAUCAGCUUCGUCCGAUCAUGCAGCGUCGUCGUGAGGCGGGAUUCAGUGUGUAA
This is a messenger RNA of Lecanosticta acicola, 981 nucleotides long. Lineage: Eukaryota; Fungi; Ascomycota; Dothideomycetes; Mycosphaerellales; Mycosphaerellaceae. The record is from the annotation of a GenBank genome assembly.